AUGCUCUUCGCCGAAGACGACAAGCUAGUCUUUCGAUUUGACGACCAUCUCCUUUGGAUACAGCCAUGGGGCGAGAAUGCGUUUCGCAUCAGAGCCACAAAGCAGGCAUCCAUGCCGACUGAAGACUGGGCUCUGUCUGAAAAGACGAACCUAGCCCAGCCACCGUCAAUUGACAUCCAAGCCGGCAAGGAUGCCAGCAUCUCCAAUGGCAAUAUCAAAGCAACGGUCUCCCACCGCGGCAAGAUAAUCAUAUACGAUUCCAAGGGAAACAAACUUCUGGAAGAGUACGCACGUCAUCGCCGCGAUCCGACCGACCCGAAAUGCAGCGCUUUGGAGGUCGAGUCCCGCGAGCUGCGGCCAAUUCUGGGAGGGGACUUCCAUCUCACGAUGCGGUUUGAGUCGCUGGACCCCAAGGAGAAGAUCUUCGGCAUGGGCCAGUAUCAGCAGCCCUUCCUCAAUCUGAAAGGGGCCGAUCUCGAGCUAGCGCACCGCAAUUCCCAGGCCAGUGUGCCGUUUGCUGUUUCUUCGCUCGGGUAUGGCUUCCUGUGGAAUAAUCCAGGCCUUGGGCGGGCUGUGCUAGGGACAAACACCAUGAGCUUCGAGGCAUUUUCGACAAAGUCAUUGGAUUACUGGGUAGUUGCAGGCGACACUCCGGCAGAGAUUGAAGAGGCCUACAGUAAGGUGACCGGUCACGUUCCCAUGAUGCCGGAGUACGGACUGGGCUUUUGGCAGUGCAAACUUCGCUACUGGAACCAGGAGCAGUUGCUUGAAGUGGCGCGUGAGCAUAGGCGACGCAAGGUUCCGUUGGACGUCAUCGUCGUUGACUUCUUUCACUGGAAACACCAGGGAGAAUGGAGUUUCGAUCCCAAAUUCUGGCCGGAUCCAGACGCGAUGGUCAAGGAGCUCAAAGAAAUGAACGUCGAGCUAAUGGUAUCAAUCUGGCCAACGGUCGAGAACCUCUCAGAGAACUACCCCGAGAUGCUCGAACGAGGACUCCUAAUCCGGCACGACCGUGGCAUGCGAGUCGCCAUGCAAUGCGACGGAGACGUGACGCAUUUCGACGCGACGAACCCCGAAGCCCGAAAGUACAUCUGGGAAAAGGCCAAAAAGCACUACUACGACAAGGGCAUCAAAGUCUUCUGGCUAGACGAGGCCGAGCCCGAGUACUCCAUCUACGACUUCGACAUCUACCGCUACCACGCCGGCAGCAACCUCCAGAUCGGAAACAUCUUCCCGAAGGAAUACGCACGGGGGUUCUACGAAGGAAUGGAAGCAGAGGGACAGACCAAUAUCGUGAAUCUACUACGCAGCGCAUGGGCCGGCAGUCAGAAGUACGGCGCGCUGGUGUGGAGCGGCGACAUCGCGUCGUCGUGGGGCGCCUUCCGCAACCAGCUGGCCAUUGGCUUGAACAUGGGCCUGGCCGGUAUCCCCUGGUGGACAACAGACAUCGGGGGAUUCCACGGCGGCAACCCAGACGACCCAGCGUUCAGGGAGCUAUUCACGCGGUGGUUCCAGUGGGGAGCGUUCUGUCCCGUGAUGCGCCUGCACGGGGACAGGGAGCCCAAGCCAGCGGGGCAGCCGACGGCCGAGGGAGGCGACAAUGAGAUCUGGUCCUACGGGGAGGAAAUCUACGAGAUAUGCAAGAAGUACAUUUUCAUCCGUGAGGAGCUUCGCGACUACACGCGAGGUCUGAUGCGGGAGGCCCACGAGAAGGGCACGCCGGUCAUCCGCACCCUCUUCUAUGAGUUUCCGCAAGAUAAGAAAGCCUGGGACGUCGAGACGGAGUACUUGUACGGCUCUAAGUAUCUCGUUGUGCCGGUUCUCGAGGCCGGACAACGCAAGACAAGGGCUUAUCUCCCGCAGGGAGCGUCGUGGAAGCUGUGGGGGGAGGAACGUGUUCACGAGGGAGGGCAUGAAGUGGAGGUUGAUUGUCCGAUAGACACGAUGCCAGUUUUCGUUCGUAUCUAG
Molecule: messenger RNA, 1968 nt
Organism: Aspergillus candidus
Lineage: Eukaryota; Fungi; Ascomycota; Eurotiomycetes; Eurotiales; Aspergillaceae
Product: putative glycosyl hydrolase
Exons: 2
Coding region: 1-1968 (655 amino acids)
Biological process (GO): carbohydrate metabolic process
Molecular function (GO): hydrolase activity, hydrolyzing O-glycosyl compounds; carbohydrate binding
Source: RefSeq, a predicted model, not a curated record